This is a messenger RNA of Pygocentrus nattereri (red-bellied piranha), 3390 nucleotides long. It is a transcript of the gene tap2a, whose product is annotated as transporter associated with antigen processing, subunit type a. The transcript has 11 exons. Gene Ontology annotation, cellular component: membrane. The coding region runs from base 186 to 2336 and encodes 716 amino acids. Gene Ontology annotation, molecular function: ATP binding; ATP hydrolysis activity; ABC-type oligopeptide transporter activity. Gene Ontology annotation, biological process: transmembrane transport. The record is from RefSeq and is a predicted model, not a curated record. NCBI's taxonomy places the organism in Eukaryota, Metazoa, Chordata, Actinopteri, Characiformes, Serrasalmidae.
UCAUGCAGUGAAAGUGAAACUGAAAGAAGCUGAAGCUUAUAAGCUCCUAGUAGCUGUCAGAUAACCGUAAAACGAAGACGGCUGCAUUUCUUUGAAUGCCCUGGACAGUGAGUGUUUGAGGUGUAGGCUCGUAAACGCAGCGUGGUCACCGCGGUCUCAUCGCAGCUCUCACCGGUCAGUAAAACAUGCGAAACGUUCUGGUUUUCGUUCUAACGGUAUGUCUGGACUUUAUCAUCAUCUGUGCGCUGGAUUUUGUAGGCGCACACCUGAGAUCUCGGGAUAAGAGUCUGGACGGUAGUGAUAACCUGCUGAGGCAGUGGCUGGAGUCAGUAGUGCGGUGUGUAUUUCUGUACGGAGUCCUCCUCCCGUGUGAGGACGCUAAAAGGCCGGUGGUGAAGCGAUGGCUUUUAGCUCACUGUUUCAUAGGACCGGUGUGGGAAACGGGUCGCUUAACUGCUUUUGGAAACUUUCCGCUGGCGAAGGUCGACACAUGGCUGGUCGGUAGCGUCGCUGCUGCUCUGGGAUGCCUAUUUUGGGAGACUCUGUUGCCUGAUUCCAGCGAGGAAAGAAACGGAAAAGACAAGAAGCAGAAGGCUCGUGUCCUCUUCAUGAGAGUGGUCCGUUUCUACAAGCCUGACUACCUUCUUAUGAUCGGGGCGUCUGUGUUUCUAGCCUUAGCUGUGCUCUGUGAGAUGUUCAUUCCACUGUACACUGGAAAGCUGAUCGACAUCCUGGGAGCUGAGUACCACCGGGGGGAUUUCCAAACUGCAAUAAUAUUCAUGACGCUGUUCUCUUUUGGAAGCUCUUUCAGUGCAGGCUGCCGAGGAGGCCUCUUCAUGUGUGCUAUUGGGAGCUUCAUUCGUAGAGUGAAGCUUCAGCUCUUCGGCUCCCUGGUUAGGCAAGACGUUGGCUUCUUUGAGGUUACAAAGACAGGUGACAUCACAUCCAGAUUGUCCACAGACACCACUCUGAUGGCCCGAGCUGUAGCCCUGAAUGUGAAUGUUCUUCUGCGGACAUUCAUUAAAACCAUAGGCAUGCUAUACCUGAUGUUCAGCCUUUCCUGGAAGCUGACACUGCUGAUGCUGAUGGAGACACCUUUGACUGGCCUGUUACAGAACAUCUAUGACACACAUUAUCAGAGGCUCUCAAAGGAGGUGCAGGACUCUAUGGCAAGAACCAAUGAUGCUGCAGGGGAGACCGUGUCAGGCAUCAGGACAGUAAAGAGCUUUAACUCAGAGCAGAGCGAGUCAUGUCGUUAUGAUGACCGGUUGAUGGACACCCAUAAUCUAAAGACUCGGCGGGGUACAGUCAGGGCAGUUUACCUACUGGUGAGAAGGCUGGUGGAUUUGGGAAUGCAGGUGGCUAUGCUACACUAUGGCAGGCAGUUUAUCCAGUAUGGACAAAUGACCACAGGCAAUCUGGUCUCAUUUAUUCUCUACCAGUCUAACCUGGGCCAAAACAUUAGGACAUUGAUUUACAUAUUUGGAGACAUGCUGAACUCUGUGGGUGCAGCUGGGAAGGUGUUUGAGUACCUGGACCGCAAGCCUGAAGUGAGCACUGAUGGGACGCUUCAGUCAGAGAAGCUAAAGGGACAUGUCAGCUUUCAGAAGCUCAAUUUCUCCUAUCCAACUCGGCCUGACCACAAUGUGCUAAAGGACUUCUCUUUGGAGCUAAAACCAGGUCAAAUGACUGCCCUGGUAGGGAUUUCUGGUGGGGGGAAAAGUACUUGUGUGAGUUUACUGCAGAGGUUCUACCAGCCCCAAGAAGGACAGAUCUUACUGGAUGGACAGCCUCUACAGAACUAUGAGCACAAGUACCUGCACAGCAGGAUUGCUGUGGUGGGUCAGGAACCUGUUCUCUUCUCUGGUACAGUAAAAGACAAUAUUGCCUAUGGCCUAUCUAACUGCUCACUUGAGAGCAUCCAGGAAGCAGCUCGUAAGGCCAAUGCUCAUGAUUUCAUCUGUGAGUUACAGAAGGGAUAUGACACAGAUGUAGGUGAACGAGGAGGACUUCUUGGUAGCAGUCAGAAGCAACGCAUUGCCAUUGCCAGAGCUCUGAUCAGACAGCCACAGGUUCUCUUACUGGAUGAGAUCACCAGCUUUCUGGAUGCCAAAAGUGAACAAGCGAUUCAAGAUGUCUUGGCCAACUGCCCCAACCAGACCUUAAUGGUGAUUGCACAUAGAUUGAAGACCAUUGAGAAGGCAGACCAGAUCAUUGUGAUUGAACAGGGGACAGUGCUUGAGCAAGGCACUCACCAGGAACUGAUGGAGAAGAAAGGGCAUUACUAUAAACAGAAAGAGAGAAUCUUUGCUGAAGAUACUACUAAUCUAUGUUAGGAUACAAAGCUAAGAGACUGUAGACUAAUGAAUAUUUUAAUAACAAAAGCUGAGGCACCACCAGUCUUUCAUACAGCCAUAAUAAUAACAAUGACAAUAGAUGUAGUUGGCAUUGUACAUAGUUUCUCAUGGUUUUUUAAGUUGUGCUGUCGUCAUUGUUGUUCAAGUAUGAUCAAGUAUUGAUGAAGUACUUGUAUUGCUGAUCUUUCUUGUGUUUAUUUGCUGCUCUUAAAAAAUGGAAAAAUGGUCUUUUGUUAAAAAGAAACAUGCUGCCUGUGCUGAAAGGGCAGUAAUUAAUUGUUGGUUACUUCAGUUGAUGUGUUGUCAUGUCUUGACAAAAACAGUGUAUGUGUAUUUCCCAAUUCCAGGAAAAUGGGAUGUUGCCUUUAUUACUAGUACAAAUGAUGCAUAAAUAUUUCUGUUCUUAUACACUGUAAAACAUUUGCCCACAACAUUGCCCAGCGAUAACUGAAGUGCUUGUCCUGCAUUCGAAACUAGGAUAGAGCUUGAAAAGGAUAGAGCUUGAGUUCUAUACAGGUGCCUUUAGUGCCUAGAAACAAUGACCACUUCUGAAGCAAUGUGCUUGAAAUUUUAUUGUCGUAGUCUAAAGAAAAUACACUCCUAAAAUACAGUGCCUCCCUGGGGUUCUUCUGUAGAUUUUGUCAGAUGAAAAAUUCCAGGUGCCAAACUGAUCUCCCUGCAGUCCAGACCUGUCACCCACUGAAAAUAUUUGGCGCAUUACUAAACUAAAAAUACACCAAAGGAGACCCUGAACUGUUGCGUAGCUCAAAUCCUAUAUCAAGCAAAAAUGGAAAUGCUUCACUUUCAAAACUACAGGAAUUAGUCUCCAUAUUAUAACACUUGCAGAGUGUUGUUAAAAGAAGAGUUCAUGCAUCACAGUGACAUGACAUUGUUCCAACUUUUUAAAAAAUGUGUUUCAGGUAUCAAAUUCAAAAUGGGUAAAUAAUUUUCAAAAAACAAAAUUUCUAAGUUUCUAUGUUUGACAUGUCUAGUUGUAAUAUUUUGAAAUAAAUUUGGGUGUAAAUGAUUUGUA